This is a messenger RNA of Vicia faba (fava bean), 612 nucleotides long. The record is from the annotation of a GenBank genome assembly. Lineage: Eukaryota; Viridiplantae; Streptophyta; Magnoliopsida; Fabales; Fabaceae.
AUGCUUUCUCUCAAACUUCUUCUCAUUUUCACAGCCGUCACUUUGACUGCGUUGGUAUUCAAAUCCUCUCUUCCACUGGCCACCACUCACCUCCAUCUCUUAUGGACUUUCUUCCUUCUAUGCUUCACUCCUCCAUACCUCUUCUUUACCCUCAAUGCCAUCAUCAUCUCCAUCCUCGCUUCCUCCAACUUCCACCAAUCCAAAGAUCAAGCAGUUGAAGAAGAGACGAGACAAAUCGACGUCGGAAUUUUGCCUCCAAAGAUGAUAAAAUCGCCAGAAAAUAUGCCGCCGAUCGAUAAACGGCACCAUACGUUGGAGAGCACGUGGAAGGCGAUAACGGAGGGCCGGUCAAUGCCGUUAAGUAGACACGUGAACAAGUCCGACACGUGGCAAAACCGUUAUGACGUUGAUGAUUCCGCCACCAUCAAUUUUAGUGAUUUAAACUUCAACAAGACUGUGAAACUGAGAAAAGAACCGUCGCUGAGUCAAGACGAGUUGAAUAAGCGCGCCGAAGCGUUUAUACAAAACUUCAAUCAACAAAUGAGGUUGCAGAGAGAAGAAUCAUUAAAUCAGUACAUGCAAAUGAUUAAACGUAGUGCUACGGCUAGUUAA